AUGGCUUCCUACGUCGCCAACGAAAAGUCUCACGCGUGUGUCCUUAUUUUUCCAAAGGACAAACUGUUCAUCGGCGGUGGUAGCCCAUCCAUCGGUCAUGAGGGCGAGAUCAAGACCGAGUACAUUUGGGCGGCUCCGGCUCAGGUUGAAGCAUAUGCUGGCGUUUCACUCACCUUCCCCAUCCUGCAAUCUGACGGUGUCGUUGCCACUCGCAGUCGUUCUGCUGGCCAAAUUCGCAAUGUCGUUACCAUUAAGCUCAAAUUCUUCGCCGACCAACUUGAUCUUCAGACCAAAGGAUGCGGCGAGCUCCCCUCAGAGUACCGGCAAUACGUUCCUGAUAUACAUCAGAAAGAUACAGCUUGGACAGCCAUCAAAAUCACCGGCCGACCCGUGAUCGACGGUUACCUUUUGCCUUUCGCCGCUGAUGAGCAAUACGCCGGCAUUCUGCACCGUGGCCAGCCCAUCAAAGGCAGCAUCAGUCUGAAUUCACUCUGCUGCGGCACAACGGAGUUCAUCUGCCUGGUGAAGGUUCGGAACUGGUCCGAGAAGGUGUCCUCGAUCCUGGGGAUUGUGAAAAAGCACAAGUUCUCGUACGACCCUUUCAGCAACAGGCCUGAAUGGAAUGUGGCACGUUUCAAGAAAGAGUGGGAUGAAGCCGCUGGCCAGGGCCUUCUCUCGAAUCAGCACCUCGAAAUGUUCACGCACAUACGAUUCCGUCAUGUUUCGACCAGCUUGGUUCAUUCUGUUGCUGGAGACAUCGUUCACCUCAUCCGACAGGUCGAAGUCAUGCGCGACGUUCCCAUCAAGGUCCGCUACCUCCGGCUCAACCGAGAUGAAGACCAGCCUGGCCAGCUCUUGUACGCCGUCAUGCUUCUAUCAGAUGAAUUCCGUGCCAAGUACGCACAAGCUCUGCGUCGCACAGCCCAGCUGGGUGACUCGGUCGGCAUCGCGUUCCAGCCCAAACCAAAGCCCAUAAAGCCGAAGGACCCCGUGCCGGAUGAUUUCAACUACUGGCCAGGAACUGUCGUCAAUCCGUCUGUCUCGAAGCUUGACCACACAGGCAACUUCGUCCUGCUUGAGACCGCCUUCCUCAAGAUCGAUCUGAAUCUUUCGACAUACAAACGCCUCGUCGAUGCUGUUCAUCGUCUCUCAUCUUGGGACAGGCUGAAGAACGAAUUAGAGUCUGACAUAGCCUAUGACCCAGCGGAUGUCUUGAACAUUCCGCUUCCUGACCCCGAUCGCGUUCAGUCAGAGCAGCCCGAAAAUGCCGAGGAUGCUAUCACUUCUGAGCAGUCUCUCACGCAGACUUUGGUCAUAGAGCGGCUUGAAUUCGAGCAAGAGCUGCAACAGCAAUACAUUCAGGGAAACGGCCUCCGCGGUUUGGUGUUUGGCCCGCGUCGUCACACGCCUGCUCAGCCUCUAUCUUCAGCCUCCAGCCCUCGUACCGGAGCUCCUCUUUUUACAGAUCAGCUGUUCGCCUCCACAGUGCAGAACUUUUACAAAGAUUGUGUCUCCAACCCGAUCAAGCCGUUGGCACCAAGAGAGCACGGCACCAUUCCAGCGAUCGACUUCCUUUCGACGAGAGAUGAGCGGUUCUGCGAGCUUAUCCUAUCUCGCUUGCGUCCGGUCGCACGUCAGCGACUCGAGAAAUAUCUCAAAGCUGUGCCCCUUGGCAUCCUGAUGGUCACUGGAUUUCCCGGAGCCGGCAAGACUGAUGCCAUUUCUACACUUGUCAACAUCCUGCUUGAUCAUGACGAUUUCGAUAAGGUGUUUGUGUAUGCCAGCUCCAACGGUGCAACCUCCAACGUGUGCAGCCGCAUCGACAAGCUCAACCGACAAUUCGUCGAUGAGUACAACAAGAGCCUCCCCAGCCACCGCCACCGCCAAUAA
Messenger RNA from Colletotrichum aenigma, 1890 nucleotides. RefSeq lists its product as uncharacterized. The record is from RefSeq and is a predicted model, not a curated record. The transcript has 4 exons. The coding region runs from base 1 to 1890 and encodes 629 amino acids. NCBI's taxonomy places the organism in Eukaryota, Fungi, Ascomycota, Sordariomycetes, Glomerellales, Glomerellaceae.